ACAUAUCAUAUGACCUUUAUUUACAUUUUACUUCUCGUUUAAUGUCACGUUGUUCGAGUAAUAGUUGUGUCAUGGAUGUGGCCGUGGACGAGACAAUCCAAGCAAUCUUCAGCCUGUUCGAGCGCUAUGGCUCCUCAGACUACCAAGGAGAACAUGUCACCCAGACUGAGCACAUGGUGCAGUGUGCAAUGCUUGCGGAACAAGAAGGCGGCCCAGUCCCGGUAGGAGGCGGGGCAGCGCAGUUAAACCACACACACACGGAGCGAUCGAGCCCGGCCGUUGUUCUUGGAGCACUCUUCCAUGACAUUGGGCACUUGGUUGGUAGGCAGCAGGAGGCUAGGCGCAUGGAGACAGAUGGGGUAAAUCUAGGAGUAACAGGACAUGAAAUCAUCGGCCAGGAAUUCUUAGAGAACCUUGGCAUCCCACGCUCCGUCAGUGUGUUCUCCAAGGGGCACGUGGAUGCCAAACGCUACCUCGUGUACAAAGAGAAAGGAUACUAUGACAGACUCUCCGAUGCCAGCAAGAAGACCCUGGUACAUCAGGGAGGACCGAUGACCGCACAGGAGGCGGAGUUAUUUGAAGCUGAGCCGCAGCUAGCUGCCAUACUCAAGAUGCGACAAUGGGAUGAGCAAGCCAAGGACCCUACCGUCCAGAUUGAGCCGCUGCAGAGGUAUCGGGAAAUGUGUAGGCAGUUCCUCCUAACGAAUGCAGCAUAAUGAACCAUAUCAUACCUCACCCAUAGAUUCUGUCUCUUGAUUGGCUGGGGUGUGUCACAUGGUAUUCCCUAAUCUUACCUUGCAUUAAAAAAAGAACACUUUUGGCAGUCGCAUUCUGAAUAGUAUUUUACCAUAAGCAACCAGAGGUCUGCAAGUGUGUACUUGUAGAUUGAAAGUUGUGUGCAAACUUUCAUCAAAAACUUUCAUCCUGAAGACGGUCAGAGCAUACUGACCAGAACAUCGAGUUUAUACCUCUGGCUCUUUUCAAAACCAUUCUCUUAGUUUGAGAAAUUAUUCUGAAAUGGUGUUUCCGCAAACCUUUCAUUCGUCAGUAUCUUCACCAUGCAAAGCCUCAAAUCUUACUCAUCAAGAGGAAGUUUGGAAAAAGAACAAGUGAAUAUUCCAUUUCUUUGGAAAAUGAAACAUAAGUCUGUAUUAGUUUCAACUUCAAGUUCGAUCAGAUCUCUUUAAAACCGUGCAGAAUCUUUGAAUGAGGUGUUAUGAAUUUGUUAAAUAUAGAACAAAUAUUGACUGUCGUUCACUAAUAGCCUUGUUGCCUUCUUCAUGUUAUCAGGAAGCAAGUUUACCGCUCAAAAACAGUCAAUACUGAAUAUCAUCUCCUUAAGCUGAUUGGCUGGUCCCAUAGCAACAUCAGUGGGAUAUUGUCUAACGAACUUGAAACUUCAAUGCUGAUUGGUCAAUUCAUAACACGAACAGGACAUUAACCCAUACAAAUUCAAGAUUCAAAUUCCAGAUCCAAUCUUUUCAAAAGCGGGUAGCGUAUACGGGUAACUUCUUUAUUUACCAGUGAUGAUUGUGAAUGAUCGUGUGAAUUCUGUUGAGCUUGUCAAGUUAAAACCCAUGAAUUCGUUUAAAAUUCAGUAAAAUUGUAAGUAGAAUAAUUAUUUUUAUACAUGUAAUUCAAUAUGAGGCUUAGAAAAAUGUAAAGAUAAACAUAUACAGUAAGACACACAAUACAUUUAAAUGAAUUUAGGUGAAUUAUAAAACUGCCAAAUCUUGGAAUGUUACUAUUUUUUAAAACUUCACCCAUCAGGUGCAGAUUUUAUUUAUAAAAAUGAAAUAACACUGAAUAUAGUACCAGUACCAUUAAACUGGGUUUUUUUAUUAAUUCUUUUUAAAAAACCUGAAAUUGUCACAUUAUUUAUGAAAAUUAAUUAUUCUUAUGUCUUAUCCCACAAUAGUGAAUACAUACAUAUGCAGAGCAUCUUUAAUUUUGUUAGAGUAAUUGUCGCUUUGAAUGCAGACACACUAGCUGCGAAUUUGUCAGAAUAUUUAUAAUAAACAUGGUCACUGAGUUUCAAAAAAGAAACUAGAACAAUAA
Patiria miniata (bat star) is the source of this 2058-nucleotide messenger RNA. Its product is annotated as 2-amino-1-hydroxyethylphosphonate dioxygenase (glycine-forming)-like. Lineage: Eukaryota; Metazoa; Echinodermata; Asteroidea; Valvatida; Asterinidae. The record is from RefSeq and is a predicted model, not a curated record. Bases 42 to 716 code for a protein of 224 amino acids. The transcript has 3 exons.